CUCCGUUUGUAUUGGUCGUUAAACUUCCGCUUAUCUGAUUGUCUCCAGCGAUGUUUGCGUCUACCUGCUGGUUUCUCCUCUUCUAGUCGCCUUCUGCUGAAAACAUGGAGCGGUACGAGUCUGACAGCGAUGGAGACGAGCAGCAGAAACCGCUCCUUCGGCGAAAACAGGAAGGGAAAAUCCAGAGAGCCCCAGCAUGUUGCUCGUCGCGCUACAGCUUGGCGUUGCUCUCCAGCUAUGGCUUCUUUGUCGUCUACUCCUUGAGGGUGAACCUCAGCGUGGCGAUGGUGGACAUGCUUAACAACACCCAUCAAUCCAGCGACAACCACAGUGGCUUGGUGUGCGCCUCCCAUGACGAUCCUAUUCAGCCCAAGCACAACCAGUCGGCCAACGUGUACAACUGGGAUUCUGCGACCCAGGGUUGGAUCCUCGGCUCCUUUUUCUACGGCUACAUCCUGACACAGAUCCCGGGGGGCUACCUGGCUAGCCGCUGUGGAGCGAAGUGGCUGAUGGGAUUCGGUAUUCUGGGAACCGCCCUCUUCACGCUGCUCACGCCUCUGGCUGCUGAUCUGGGUGCGGGUUACCUCAUUGCUGUGCGAGUGCUGGAGGGGAUCGGAGAGGGCGUCACGUUUCCUGCGAUGUAUACCAUGUGGGGAGCAUGGGCCCCCCCGCUGGAAAGAAGCAGACUGCUCACCAUUUCAUACAUCGGAGCCCAGCUGGGUACCGUCGUAGCCCUUCCUCUGUCUGGUGAAAUCUGCUUCUAUCUGGGAUGGCCCUAUGUCUUCUACCUCUUUGGUGCGGUCGGCUCGGUGUGGUUCUUCCUGUGGGCUUUUUUCGUCUUUGACAGUCCAAACAGUCAUCCCCGUAUAUCAGAGCAGGAGAGGCUCUACAUCAUCAAUUCUCUGAAAAAUGAGCUGUCCCACUCUGCAGGCUACAUCCCCUGGCGAGCCAUCGUAACAUCUAUUCCCCUGUUAGCCAUCGUUGUGGCUCACUUUUCCUACAACUGGACCUUCUACACACUUCUCACUCUCCUGCCGACUUAUAUGAGUGACAUACUGGGAUUCAGCAUACAGCAGAACGGGUUUCUCUCAGCUCUGCCGUACGUGGGCUGUGCUCUCAUGGCUGUGCUGAGCGGCCAAGUUGCUGAUUACCUACGAGAAACCUGCCUCUACCCGACAGUCAUCGUCAGGAAAUCCUUCUCUCUGAUUGGUAUGAUUGGACCAGCGGUGUUCCUGGUGGCAGCAGGUUAUACCGGCUGUAACUACAGCUUGGCUGUGACAUUCCUAACCCUCUCCUCUGCUCUGGGUGGAGUUUCUGCCUCUGGGUUUAAUAUCAACCACCUCGACAUCGCUCCUUCGUAUGCUGGUAUACUGCUGGGAAUCACCAACACUUUUGCCACCAUCCCUGGCAUGGUGGGACCAGUCAUAGCAAGAGCCCUUACACAAAAUAACACUAUAGAGGAGUGGCAGACCGUCUUCUACAUCGCCGCCGGCAUCAACGUGUUUGGCGCACUGUUUUACACGCUGUUUGGAAGAGGGAACGUGCAACCCUGGGCGGUCCACACAUCCUAUCCUCACGGCGACUGAUUCGUCCACAGAUUCAUUCAGAAGGAACAUUUAGUCCGGAACAUGUUGGAGUUAAAGGUCAUACUUUAGAGAAUCGCCAUGCUAAUGAAGACCCAGAUUAGGAUGAAGGUAAAACUUCAUUUGAAGAUUGACCACAUGUUCCUUUAAAGAAAAUGAUUAAGUAUUAAAAGGGUAUUCCUGCAGCCCAUGGAAAGCCUGAGUGCAUACUUAAUUUUAAAGUUAAGCUGCUAAAUUACAAAGCCAGAGACUAAAUGUUUCUGUGUAAAGGGCCAGUUAGUUAGUUAGUCUGGAUCCUAACUAGUUAUCUAAGCUUUGUUAGGUGCUUAUGAAUCUACAGAAACAACGUUACUGUUGCUUUAAAUGUGUCAUUAUACAAAAACCCUAAACUAGAUCACAUAGACGAUCGGGAAGGACAUUUUAAAUUUCUCUGUAAGGCUUAGAAAAUGCAAAGUCCUUUUAAAUGAAAACAAACAAACCAGGAAUUUGUCUCAUUUUUAUCUAUAUUUUAACUUUGUUUUGUUUUAGGAAUUGGGCUGAAGUGUCAGGACAAAAAUGGAUGCUAUAGUUCUGAUUUUAAAAUCGAGAGCACAUCGUUUAUCUAAAGAAAGGGAAAGAAAUUAUGCUUAUGUUAACAUGACUUUAUAGCUGUUUUUUGUGGUUACCUGCAACAUUUAUUGUAAUGUAAUUUUGUUUAGGGAAUCAUAUCAGUCUUUAAGUUUACUUUUUUUAAUUGAUUGUUCACCACAAACCUUCUUACAAGUAAGGCUCAUUUACUUAAAGAAACAUUAUUUGUUGUGUAUAAGCUUUUGUUUUCUUAAUGAGGGAAUAGAUUAGUUUAGGUUAAAGGUGGACUAAGCUUAAAAAGACUCAUCCAAAGGAUGGACGCCCUUUUCUCAGGAGUUUUAUGCCAUACAUGAAAUGAGAAGGUUGUUUAUCAACUGAAUUAAAUGUUUUUUAUUUUUU
This is a messenger RNA of Cyprinodon tularosa, 2549 nucleotides long. RefSeq names its product solute carrier family 17 member 5 (gene slc17a5). Lineage: Eukaryota; Metazoa; Chordata; Actinopteri; Cyprinodontiformes; Cyprinodontidae. Gene Ontology annotation, molecular function: transmembrane transporter activity. Gene Ontology annotation, biological process: transmembrane transport; monoatomic anion transport. Bases 105 to 1586 code for a protein of 493 amino acids. The record is from RefSeq and is a predicted model, not a curated record. The transcript is spliced from 11 exons.